Molecule: messenger RNA, 1125 nt
Organism: Rosa chinensis
Lineage: Eukaryota; Viridiplantae; Streptophyta; Magnoliopsida; Rosales; Rosaceae
Product: 50S ribosomal protein L7/L12
Exons: 5
Coding region: 376-981 (201 amino acids)
Biological process (GO): translation
Cellular component (GO): ribosome
Molecular function (GO): structural constituent of ribosome
Source: RefSeq, a predicted model, not a curated record
CAAAAACUCUCAGUCCCUCACUAGUCACUACUGGAGGCACCGGCAGCCCACAUUUCCAACUUAAAUCAGUUUUCAUCCUCUUCACCCUUCACCCUUCAACAGUGUCCUUGGAUUCAGGUCGACGGAAAUCUUUGGAUGGAGAAUAUUAUUUAGGCACUUGAGGUCGUUUGUAUUUGGGAUCGAGGAUAGACUUGGGAGUUCAGGACAGACUUAAGCAAGGACCCGCAAAUGAGGCUUGCACUGCUCCAUCCAGGCAGAUGGCCAUUGGCUUGAGGAGUCGAUUGCAUUACCAAUAUUAGUAAUGUACUUUUAUUCUACUAAUUUUAUUGUCAAGGAGGGUGCAAGUUUGGCUCUCCAAUUGUUUGUUGAUUUCCGAUGUCAUCUCUACGACGCUUCUCAAGCCAUGCUUGUGUUUCUCAAACCAUUACUACUAUCUUAGGGUCCAAAGUACAUCUUCAAAGUAAGGCUGUAAUACACUCACCUGCCAGAACUGUGGCUCAACAAAUAUCAGGGUCCCAAUCCAGACCUGCCACGUGCAGUCUUUCUCGCACCCUCUACACAGCCACUGCAGCAACUGAGCCUCGGUCCAAGAAUCUUGAGUGCAUUGCUGACAACCUCUUGGACCUCACAAAGAUUGAGAGGCAUGACUACUCCAUCCUCUUCAGGUUAAAAAUGGGCCUCAACCGAUAUGGUCCAGCAGUCUCAGGGAUAGGCCCGACAUCCUCCGAAUCUGGGUCUGCCUCCACAGACUCCAAGGUGGUGGAGAAGACCGCGUUUGAUAUAAAGCUUGAGAAGUUUGACGCAGUGGCAAAGAUCAAGAUCAUAAAGGAGGUUAGGACUUUCACUGAUUUGGGACUAAAGGACGCUAAAGACUUGGUGGAAAAGGCUCCAGUUUUGCUGAAGAAGGGUGUCACCAAAGAGGAGGCAGGCCCCAUUGUUGACAAGCUCAAGGAGUUGGGUGCUACUGUGGUACUGGAAUGAAGGGAAUUGUCUUUCAUUUGUUUUGCUUCAUGUAGAAUUGUGAUCAAUGUGUUCAAUUAUAAACGGAGAGAUUUUAGAGAGCUUGUUGAAUUGGGGCUUCUGUGUUUUCUUGUUAAAUAGGGAAUUGGCUGUUGGAUUCUACAA